AGACAUACGCACAGACCCUGAGCACGCACACGCAGAAGGCACGCAGUGUGAGGGGGGUUCGCAAUAGGAGUGGGUGGUGAUGAAACGAACAGCUCCGCGAGUAAAUGGGCGCUUCGGCAAAUAAGGUAAUCAGAGAGCUUUCAUAGCGCCACUGUCCCUGUCUAAUAGAGACAGCCUAGCCAUGAACCAGCCGAGCCCCCCAUCCUCAAGAUCUGCGUUCAAACUUUUGGAGCCCGUCUACUCACCCUGACCAUGAAGAGACAAAACGUGAGGACCCUGUCGCUCAUCAUUUGCACGUUCACCUACCUGUUAGUCGGUGCGGCUGUCUUCGAUGCCUUGGAAUCUAAGAAGGAGAAGACCCAGAAGAAGAAAGUGUACGACCGAAAACAAGAGCUGAUGAACACCUACAAUCUCUCUCAAUUCAACUUCGAUGAGCUGGAGAGGGUGGUGUUGCAGCUGAAGCCUCACAAAGCCGGGGUACAGUGGAAAUUCGCUGGAUCUUUUUACUUUGCAAUCACGGUGAUCACGACCAUAGGGUACGGCCAUGCGGCCCCCAGCACGGAUGGAGGCAAGGUGUUCUGCAUGCUCUACGCCCUGCUGGGCAUCCCUCUCACCCUGGUCAUGUUCCAGAGCCUGGGCGAGCGCAUCAACACCCUGGUGCGCUACCUGCUGCACCGCCUGAAGAAGUGCCUUGGCAUGCGGCGCACUGAGGUCUCCAUGGUCAACAUGGUGGCCAUUGGCUUCAUCUCCUGCAUGAGCACGCUGUGCAUUGGAGCACUCUCCUUCUCCUACUUCGAGGGAUGGAGCUUCUUCCACGCCUACUACUACUGCUUCAUUACGCUCACCACUAUCGGCUUCGGGGACUAUGUGGCACUGCAGAAGGAUCACGCUCUACAGACCAACCCCAAGUACGUGGCCUUCUGCUUCAUCUACAUUCUCACUGGCCUGACCGUGAUCGGAGCCUUCCUCAACCUGGUCGUGCUGCGCUUCAUGACCAUGAACGCGGAGGACGAGAAGCGGGACGCCGAGCAGCGCGCCCUCCUCUCCCGAAACGGCCAGGCGGGAGGGCACAACCACAUGCGCUGCGCCCCCGACUUGCCCUCCUCCUCCUCAGCUGCCUCAGGGUGUGGUGGAGGAUCAGGGAACAGUGGUGUGGGGGGAGCAGGGCGGGGGCUGCGGAACGUGUACGCGGAGGUGCUCCACUUCCAGUCCAUGUGCUCCUGCCUGUGGUACAAGAGCAGGGAGAAGCUGCAGUACUCCAUCCCCAUGAUCAUCCCCCGGGACCUGUCCACCUCGGACACAUACAUGGAGCAGGGGGAGGUCUUUUCCUCCGACCCCCUCCACCCGCUUCACUCCAACGGCUGCGUCUACAGCAUGCACCAUCCCCACUCCGCCAUCAGCUCUGUGUCCACGGGCCUGCACAGUCUCACCCCAUACAGACUAGGACACAGCAAGCGGCGAAGCUCCAUAUAGAGGCCUGGGUUAGGGUUAGCAAGAAUAGGCCGGAGUUUUGACCCUUGAACUAUAUCUUAUAUCUAUAUAUUUUCAGCAUCCUUUCACAUUUUGCCGUAUUUAAGGUUGAAGUUCUUGAUCUUCAAUAUUGGGAGAUUGUUUGAAUGAUAAGAGGACAUUGCACUAUGCGAGACAUACUUUUACGUGAAAGCGAGGAUUAUUAAUUUUAAGAAACUGUGCAUCAUAAGCUACACUUGAUUUUAUGUUUGGUGAAGUGAUAUUAUUUUUCACAAAUAAUAUUAUCACUUCAAUAUAUCACAAGAGAUAUAUAGAAGUGUUACUCUCAGUAAUCAUCAAUUAAAAACUCCCAGUAGUCAUCAAUAAAAUAAAUGUAAAUAUAUUUCUCAUGUGGAUACCGUUUUUAACCAAUGUACUUACUAGGGAAGAAGGUAUAUUUUCAGUUAAAGUAUUCUAAAAACUCAGUCGACUGUCUUGAGUCUGUAACGGAAGUUCAGUUUCAAGCUAAACACUUUUGAUCUGCUUUAGUUACUUACUGUAUCUUUCUCUCAAUCCUCAAGACCUAUCAUACUUUGUAAAAAGUAUUGUAAUUUUCUUUCUAAUGCUUUUUUUUACAUCCAUAUAAUUGAUUUACUGUAUGUUUGUUAUUAAUUUGUUUUAUGUUUUCAUGAUAGGGUUUUACUGAGAGCAUUUGGGCUCACUGUGUAUACUGUAGUAGACAGUCUAAUUUACUGCUGCACUUUAUAACAUUAUUGUGUGCUUUAAGGCACUGGAAUUUAUGUUUACUCACCUGAUUUUUUUGGUACCUAAAUAAUUUAUUCUUAUAGGUGUAAUGCUCUUAAAUGUUGUCUAAGGGAGAUUUAUGCCCUAUGAAAAUGACACACAUUUUUACUUCUGGGAUCCUUGUUUUGUAGGCUUAGAAUUUGCUUCAAAUUUGCAUCGUCAAAUUCAUUUUAAAAUGUAUAUGUACUUUCAUAUGAAUUGACUUACCAUAUGCCGGUGUGUGUGUGUAUCAUCCAAGAAGAAGCACAAAUCCAAAAAGUUACAGCUGUUUCAAUUGAACUACACAGGGUAUUGGUUCUGAUGUCUUUUGUCUUUGAAAUAUAAAUAUCUAUUUGGUUGAAAUAGAUUUCUAAAUGCCUUUUUAGCAUCCAGAAAAAUAUGUCUACAUCUGGCUGUCAUAACAACCAAAAUAUGAAAAAAAAACAAGUCUGUACUUGGUUUUAAUCUGCUUAUUUUCCAUCUCCUCAACCAGAAAACCAAUUUAUAACCAGAAACCUACAUCAUUAUGAUGUCACAUGGCACAUUUUGUCUACUGGGAAUGCACAUCCUCAAGCAGAUAGAGCGUCUUUGGUGAGGCUCAUAUUGAUCACAAGUUAAUGAUUUACUGAAUAAUCUUUAUGUUAUAGAGAAAUUAGAUUUAUUUGAAACAUCAUGAGAUGGUACUUUAAAUGUUUAACAGAUUUUAAAAUCAUUUCAUGGAGUUCAUUGAAACUCUUUUUGAUUCAAUCUGUCACGACCGUGUUGACAUGAAUGAGAGGACCAAGGCGCAACAUGAUAUGAAUACAUCUUCUUUAAUUUAUAACGACGAAGAUGAACACGAAACACUUAAACCACACUAACAAAAGAUCGUGAAACUUCAAACGCAAGUGCACACACAAACUACUUACGUCGACAUAUACAAUGACCCACAAACAGCUAAAGCCUAUGGCAGCCUUAAAUAUGCAAUUAGAGACAACAGAAAUCAGCUGUCUCUAAUUGAGAACCCAUUCCGGCCACCAUAGACUUUCCUAGACAACGACACCCAACAUAGACACAGCUAGACACAUACACUCAACACAAAACCAUAAACUACAACCAACACCCCCUCUACCAUAUAAUACCCCAAAAUACACACAUACCCCAUGUCACACCCUGACCUAACUAAAAUAAUAAAUAAAACAAAUAAUACUAAGGCCAGGGCGUGACACAAUCACUUCAGAUUGAUUUGAAGAUGACCAUUUCUUUGAGUUGGAAUUAUUAAUCACAUUUUCUUAAUAAAGUAUAGAAAUUGGAAAUUGAAUACCAACAUUUAUUUUUUUCAUUUUUAUAUAUUCUGAUUUGGUGGUAAUGGUAACCAAAGUGAAAGUUAAAAUCUCAGUUCAUCACAGUAUUUUUCAGCAGCUUGGUGAAACAAAACAGCGUGAUUGUUGAGAAAAAAAGAAGAAACCCGCACACUGCUCUUGCUAGUAUCACCGCUCCCCACCAAGCCCUACGUAUCGGCCUCAAGGCCAAUACAUAGGGCUUGGUGGGAAGCGGUGAUACUAGCAGAAGCAGUGUGUGGGUUUCUUCUUUUUUUUCAUCUUAUUCAACUGUUUCCAUGAACCUGCAACAAAGAUAGCUCAGAUUUGCGAUUACCUUUUGAAUUUUGAAUUACAGUAUGUAAUUGUUGCCUGGUGGGGCAUCAGUAUGUAUUUUAAAUAGUUCAAUAAAAUAAAAGAAUAAUAAAAUCAAAAUGCGCUUAAUGAUGUGACAAACGAUGCACAUGUGGCUAAAUUAUGUUAUCUGGUGUAGUAUUUUCAAGGAUUUCAUUUAUUUCUGAACAGACAGGAGUAAUUAUGUCAUUUGAUAAAUUGAUUUAAAUUUAUCAGGAGCACUUCCAACACCCCCUUCCUGCGGCUAAUGAUGAACACUUCUUAUUAUUCAAUGGAUUGUGGUGAGUAACCCCAUAUGAUGUUAUUGAGUAGGUAGGCCUACUGUUGCAAUAAUAUUGAAAAUAAUCUAUCAGCAAAUAGCCUACAAUUACAAGAUAAUCAUUUCAGUAAGUCAAUGAACAAGUGUUUCUACCUAAUCACUUAUUUUGCCUGUUUAGCAAAGUGGUUUUAGUAACUAUAGAAAGUCUACGCCCCUCUUGGAUUUCUUCAAAUUGUAUUGUGUUACAAAGUGCGAUUCAAAUUUAAUUAUAUGUUUUCUGUCAACGUACAAGACAAAAUACGCUAAUGUCAAAGUGGAAGAUUUUUUUGGGGGGGAUUCAUGAAAAAUAAAACACUAAUAUACCUUGA
Salvelinus fontinalis (brook trout) is the source of this 4511-nucleotide messenger RNA. RefSeq names its product potassium channel subfamily K member 3-like. The record is from RefSeq and is a predicted model, not a curated record. Gene Ontology annotation, molecular function: potassium ion leak channel activity; open rectifier potassium channel activity. Gene Ontology annotation, cellular component: membrane. Gene Ontology annotation, biological process: stabilization of membrane potential; potassium ion transmembrane transport. The coding region runs from base 253 to 1473 and encodes 406 amino acids. NCBI's taxonomy places the organism in Eukaryota, Metazoa, Chordata, Actinopteri, Salmoniformes, Salmonidae. The transcript has 2 exons.